UUGAUUCCAUUACUCAUUUUAGCAACAAACGGUGGCUCGGCCUCAAGCGAUGUGGAAUGCAUUGAGAUUGACGAAGAAGUGAGCGAACCUCCAGCAAAGAAGUUAAAAGGCAAUGACUCUAAUGACUCCGAUGUCGCUGUCAUUAAUGGAAAGAACGAAGAGAAACCAUCACAAAAGGAGGACAAACAUAAAGAGAAAGAGGCAGAAUUGACCAGCCCUGGAGCUCUGUUGAAUAAAUUAGAAGAAUACGUUUCAGACGCUAUCGACAAUAAAAAGAACAUAGAUAGAAAGGUUCUCGACGCAUUAUUAGGCGCAAUUAAUGUACAAGUGCAGAAGGAACCGCUUAGUGUACGCAAGCUUAUUUUGGACAAGCAGCUCGUACUACCGAACACGAUCUCAUUUCCUCCAAGUUUGACGGUGGACAUGCUUAUCGAGCAUGAUCCGGAUCACCCCCUUUCGAAAGUAAUCACCAGGAUGUUCGGAGAGGAGCGACCUAAACUUAAUGACACAGAGAAGAAGGAACGACAAUCAUUAAAGCUACACAACAAUGCUCCACAUAUGACAAAGUUACUUCUGGACAUAGGACAAGAUUUGGUUCAGGAGUCAACCUACUGCGACAUUGUGCAUGCUAGGAAUCUGCCAGAGACACCAAAGAAUAUUGAAACUUAUAAACAGGUAGGAGUUUGCCUUUUAGUCCUCAUCUUCAAUUCUACACGCCGCAGUGCGGAU
This is a messenger RNA of Cooperia oncophora, 729 nucleotides long. The record is from the annotation of a GenBank genome assembly. Lineage: Eukaryota; Metazoa; Nematoda; Chromadorea; Rhabditida; Trichostrongylidae.